UUUCAAACGUUAUGCGAUCUGCUGCAUAGAGGUUUAAAACUUAUGGUGUUCAAGAAACGGCGCCAUGUUGGAAAGCACAUGGCUUCGAAUCGCUGUUGUUUGCGUUUUUGCUUUUUAGGCUUAGUCAUCUUGUCUGUCUGUUCUGUUGCCUACAUAAUGACAAGAGGUAAGAAUUUGAAUAGCCAGCAGUUUAGUAUAGAGUUGCUGUUAUUGGACCAGGGGACAAGUCUUUUAAGAACUUGUUUACCGAACGGGGUCAAUAACCUAAGAGUAUUUUGCUAUGCUCAGUCAGAUCAUCGCCUUGACUCAGCGUUUGGUCAUUAAAUAUUUAUCGAAGCGUUCGUGGAAAGAUAAACAUUUUCCAGAAUGGCAUUCGCUUGGAAAAACCGAAGUUAGCUUACAAGCAACAAGGCCAUAAGGGAAGGGGAGGGAAUAGCUCAUUGUAGGGUCUGCCUCCUCCACAGGCUUACCCUAGAGCUCAGUGGGGAGCAGGGACUGGGGACGACAGAAAAAAACGCGAUCGCGAGCAACAGGGGACCAGUCAAAAAAGGCGAAAUCGUGAGAGAUAACAAGGCUGAACUAUCUUCACGGAUUCAUACGUAAUUCGUCGUAAGUGUAAAAUUUACAACACGUGGAGACAUUAAUUUCGGACUGGUGAAGUUGUUUAUGGGGUUGUCGCGAGAUUUAAUAUGACGGCAGCUAAUCAGUAGGUGAGAGAAUGCGAUAGAAGUUGAUUCGUCUUUCCUUUUUCAGGUUACUUUCUCCUCUAUGUUAAUCCAGGAGUCGAAAAAAUGGAUUACUACACUUUGAUUGACGAAAAACGAGAAGAACGAGAUGGUUUCGAGGAAAAAGACAUCAGCAAAACGACUUGUAAGCGAGACAAAUUUGAGGAUAUUUUAUUGGUGAUAGCCUUUGUGGAAUUGCUGCAUGAUUCUAUACCGUAUUUAGAAGAGCUUUAUAGAAAACAUUUUCCAAAUAUCAUUUACUGUUUCCCUGUCAAACCAACCGAAAACCUCGAACAUACAUUUCUCGUUGUUGAGAUGCUGCAUGGCGUUACUGCGUAUGAGUGCCUGAGUACUGCAAUGAGGACAAAACCAGGUUUUACAGGUUAUUUAUUCAUGAGGAAUGAUCUCUUUUUGAACAUUUGGAGCAUUGCGGAUUUCAACACAUCCAGAAUAUGGAAAAGCGCAGAUCAGCUUGGUAACCAAGUCAUGUUCCAGCAACCGCGUGGGUCCUGGAUCUGGUGGUAUACACCGUGGGGGCUAAAAGCUUGCGAGCAGGCUUUUAAGGAUGUUAUUUACUUAAAUGACGCGUAUAGACGUUCAAUAAUUGAUAACACGGUACAAGAAGAUUCUUGGGACGUGGAAAACUCGCUGAAUGCCUUAUUAUGGAAUGGCCGUGGCAUAAACAUGUGUUACCGCUGUUUUUCGAGUCUUUUCUACGUUCCUAAUGAGUAUGCCAGUGCGUUUGAGAAACUCUCAGUGGUUUUUCACAAGAACCAAGUUUACAUGGAUAUAGCGGUUCCAACCAUUAUACGAAUGCUUGACUUGAUCGAAAAAGCAGAAAUAUUGCCUGGACUUAAUUUAGGAUUACUGUACGGGGAGGAAAGAGCCCAAAAUGACGGACAACUGUUGUUGCGUCAUUUAACAACCAAUAUUAGUUAUAUCAGGCCUGUGGAGUUGAGACCUCAAUCUGAUCUUACGGAGCCAAGGACAGCUGGUUUAUUUGACAAGUUACUGGACCAUUUAAGGCGGUUUAACUAUAGUGGCUGUUCAAUAACAUAA
This is a messenger RNA of Porites evermanni, 1784 nucleotides long. The record is from the annotation of a GenBank genome assembly. Lineage: Eukaryota; Metazoa; Cnidaria; Anthozoa; Scleractinia; Poritidae.